Molecule: messenger RNA, 2068 nt
Organism: Acipenser ruthenus (sterlet)
Lineage: Eukaryota; Metazoa; Chordata; Actinopteri; Acipenseriformes; Acipenseridae
Product: taste receptor type 1 member 1-like
Exons: 4
Coding region: 23-2038 (671 amino acids)
Biological process (GO): G protein-coupled receptor signaling pathway
Cellular component (GO): membrane
Molecular function (GO): G protein-coupled receptor activity
Source: RefSeq, a predicted model, not a curated record
GAUCAGUCACUCAGCAUCAAGCAUGCAGUUAAGUGACAAAGCCAGAUUUCCCUCGUUUAUCCGUACGAUCCCAAGCGACAAAAAUCAAGUGGAUGGCAUUGUUCUCCUUUUGCUCAAAUUCAACUGGCGCUGGAUCGCGUUGCUGGGGACAGACGACGAUUACAGCCAGGACGGCAUAAAGGCAUUGAAUGAGCAGACGAGGGAGCACGGCAUCUGUGUGGCCUACGAGAACACAAUCCCACAGAGCAGCAGCGCCGUGGGACAUAUGUUGAGAAACAUUGUCUAUCUCAACGUCAAGGUCGUGGUGGUGUUUGCAACGGGGCAACCCGUCACCGACCUCAUGAGACAGGCCAUCGCCAGCAACGUGGGGGACAUUGUCUGGGUCGCCAGCGAAGCCUGGUCACUGAGUCAGAGCAUACCCAAGAUGCCUGGAAUCAGCAGGGUCGGCACUGUUUUAGGAAUGGCCGUUAAGGGGAUGGCUCUUUCCGGCUUUGACCAGUUUAUCCAGAGUACGAGGAAUUCCUGGAACGGGAGCUUUCAAAAGAAGCCUUCAGCGUUCUUGGGAGCAACCAGCAAUCAGGGAUCAUGCAACCAGCACUGCCCACAGUGCAGCGAGAUCCCCGCGUCAGCCGUCCAGGACUUUGACUCGACAUUCAGUUUUAGCGUUUACUCUGCAGUUUAUGCUGUCGCCCAUGCAUUGCAUCGGGUACUGAAGUGCGACGGGAAAAUCUGCAAAAGAUCAGAGCCAGUUUUUCCUCAUCAGAUCCUGCAAAACAUGAAAGAGGAGAGCUUCACCCUUAACGGCCGAACCAUCAGCUUUGACAAAAAUGGAGACCCGCCCCCCCAAUACGAGGUAGUGUUCUGGGAUACGACCUCACAGCCAGUCAGCUUCAAGAGAGUUGGAUCGUAUGCCUCAGAUUCAGGAGAUUCAGGGACCCGGUUUGUUGUUCGAGAAGAGGAUAUCAAGUGGCACGCUAGUGGCCAGAUCCCUGUAGCGCUGGGUUCCAAGGAUUGUAUCCCGGGUUUUAAAAAGACACCCUAUGGAAUUCACACCUGUUGCUUCAACUGUGAGCCUUGCACUGCCGGAACUUUUGUUAAUCAAAGUGACCCCUAUACCUGCCAGCCGUGUCCAGAGGACGAGUGGUCAGAUGAUGAAAGUGCAUUUUGCCAAAAACGCACCCUGGAAUACCUCGACUACAAUGAUCAUUUCUCCAUCGGGCUGUUGGUGUGUGCGGGUCUGAUGUGUACUGUCUCGGUGGCUGUAGCCAUUGUCUUUGCAGUCCACCACGACACCCCCGUGGUGAAGUCUUCCGGGGGCAAGAUGUGCUUCUUCAUGUUGGGCUGCUUGGGCGUCUCUUGCCUCAGCAUCAGUUGUUUUUUCGGGGUACCCACCACCUGGAAAUGCAUACUGAGAAACCCCGUCUUUGCUGUUUUAUUCACUGCUUGUCUCUGCUGUCUCUCAGUCCGCACCUUCCAGGUAAUCUGCGUUUUCAAAAUAGCCGCCAAGAAUCCCAAAGUUUAUGAGUUCUGGGUCAAGAAAAACGGUCAGUGGAUGUUUGUGACAGCGGCCGUGGGCCUCCAGAUCUUCAUGUGUGGUCUCUGGGUCGGCAUAGAGGGGCCGCACCCUUUCAAUGACACCCAGGCUGUCAGGGGACAGAUUAUCUAUGACUGCGGCAUGGGGAACAUGUUUGCUUUCACAGCAGUGAUAGCUUUCGUCGGCUUGCUCAGCGUGCUCUGUUUCGCUUUCUCCUACUUCGGGAAGGACCUCCCUAAAGACUACAACGAGGCCAAGUACGUGACCUACAGCUUGCUGGUCUUCUUUUUCACCUGGGUUGCGUACUUGACGGCUUACGUCGUCUACAGCGGGAAAUACAUUCCCCUGAUAAACGCCAUCUCAGUGCUGGCUAGUCUGGCCAGUAUCCUGGUGGGUUACUUCAUCCCCAAAUGUUACGUCAUCCUUUUUAAACCAGAGUACAAUACGACAGCACACUUUCAGACAUGCAUUCAGAACUACACUAAGACCAUUAGUAGUAAAUGAUGACUGCUAUUGCAUUAGAUAAGUACAGAU